Messenger RNA from Closterium sp. NIES-67, 2036 nucleotides. Lineage: Eukaryota; Viridiplantae; Streptophyta; Zygnematophyceae; Desmidiales; Closteriaceae. The record is from the annotation of a GenBank genome assembly.
CUUCGUGUGGGCGGUCGCUCCUGGGAGGCCUACCUGUGCCGCGCAACGACUCGCGGCCGAAGCUGAACAAGUGGUUCCACUACGCGUCGGUGUCGCUGAGAAUCGAGCCCAGCAACAACACGGCCACGUGGGCGUUCAAGGAGCACUCCGACGUCGACUGGCGGGCCAACCUGACUGCCGUUGUUGAUCAAGACUCACCUAGUAUCUGCAGUUCCUGCUGGGCCUUCGCAGCGGCCACAGCCAUCGACGGCGCGCUGCUGGGUUUCGGCAUCCAGCCGCCGCAGCGCGUGUCGGUGCAGCAGAUGCUGACAUGCGGCAGCGGCGAUUGCGAGGGGGGGUUCACCACGGAUGCGUUUGAAUACGCCAUCGGCACAGCCGCUGGUUUCCAACCGGUGGUGGUGCACGUGGAGGCGGACCAGGACUGCUUCCUUGACUACAACGGGACGUACAUCUUCACGGAUAAGACGUGCUUCGCCAACCGCAUGGUGAACCACGUGGUGCUGCUGGUGGGGUACCACCUGGAGGAGGCGGGGAAGCCGGGGAGCUUCUUCAUUCUGAGAAACAGCUGGGGAACCACCUGGGGCGACCAGGGCCACAUGAAAAUCGGCUUUGAGCGCUCGCCCUUUGGGUACUGCGGCAUGUGGAGUGAACCGGGCUACUACCCCUUGCUGCCUGCCGUGCCUGGCAAGUGGUGUGCCGGCUUCCCAUGUGGCGCGGGGGCAUGCCACGACCCGCCUCUGCAGCAGUCGAAGCCGGGGGAGCCACCCAAGUCCUACAGCUGCGACUGCGGCAAGGAGCCGUUCCUCAUCCCCGCGGUGAACGUGGACGGAAGCGAUACCUGUAUAGUCAAGACGGUGUGCAUGCUGCAGAUGCAGAACCCGUGCGGCGCGGGCAAGUGCGUAGACGACGGCAUCGGUGGCUACAACUGCUCAUGCCCCGCCAACUACACCUCCACUGCUCGUCCGGACGGCACCGCCACCUGCAUUCCUCCGCCCAUCGCCUCCACCACGUACACAAUCCAAGAGGGCGACAGGUGUGACUCUAUCUGUGCCGCCAACAACAUCACCACCGAAGAAUUCCAAAAGAUGAAUAAGGCCAUCAACUGCAGCAGCAACCUCACAGUGGGCGUGACAGUCAAUGUGACGUCAGCAUCGGCUGUGAAGAUGUGCAUCAACUACUACACCGUGCAGCCGGACGACACGUGCACGUCAAUUGCCACCAAGUUUUCUCUCACCAACCUCACCGCUCUCAACCGUGCCAUUAACUGCAACAACCUCACAGCCACGCCACAGGUGUGCGUGGAGGAGGGUCAAGCCAUUCCCAAAGCCUCUGUCACCACAGUGUGCACGGAGUACUACACACUGAGCGCCACCGACACAUGUGCGAGCGUGCAGAGCACUUAUGGCCUCAAGGCGUCCGAGCUCUACAAGCUCAACCCCGGGCUCAACUGCAACAACCUCAUCGACUACUCCGACUCGUCGCUCUGUGUAGCACAAGCCAAGUUCGGCGCCUCCAAGUGCAGCAAGCGGUACACAGUGAAAUCCGGCGACACGUGUGCGUCCCUCAUCUACAAGUACUUCCGCGGGAAGACCUCGUACGUGAGCAAGCUCAACAGCGGCUACGUGUGUACGUCGUCCACGCUCUACGUCGGGCUCUCUCUCUGCGUCUACAACUUGUAACCACCUCCACUGCCACCGCCACCGUGUUUACUUCAUUAAUAUCUCGUGUGUCAGCUCACUCAGCAGUAGCUGCGCCUGCUCCUCCGCUCUCGAUGUCGGCUUCUCGCUCUGCGUGUACAACUUGUGGCCGCCGGCGCCCGGUUGUGUUUUGAUAGGCGUAAUACUUCUGCUUGUACUGUACGUAUGUAGUAUAGUAUGUAUGGCACCCGUUUUCCCCCACUGAGAUGGUAAGCCGUCGCCAGCGAGCAUGGAUUUUGAUUUGCACCUAUACGUAUUGUAGCCAAUUCAUUUGUAUUGUAGCCAAUUCAUUUGUAGCGUAGCCAAUUCCUUUGCGUUGUAGCCCUUUUCCAGUGCCAG